AUGUCAGCCACCAUCCCAGGUCUACGGCGCAUGGCAGUGUGUACUGCCGCCCUUCGCGGCGUCGCCGGUGUGUCGCGGAGGACAAUAUCGCGGACGUUGCGCCCGGCAGUGCAGAGGAGGAGUGUUGGGUCUGCUGCAAAUGAUGCUCAACAGCGGAUGCUCGCUGCUCAUUUGCAGCAGGCUGAUCCUAUUAUGUAUGACAUUAUUGAGAAGGAGAAAACCAGGCAAAAGAACUUCAUCAACCUUAUCCCGUCCGAGAACUUCACCUCCCAGGCUGUGUUGGACGCCCUAGGGAGCCCGAUGCAGAAUAAAUACUCGGAAGGAUACCCUGGUGCACGGUACUAUGGUGGUAAUGAAUUUAUUGAUGCCUCAGAAAGGCUAUGCCAGCAGCGUGCCCUUGAGACAUUCGGUCUUGAUCCCCGGGAAUGGGGUGUCAAUGUCCAGGCUCUCUCGGGCGCCCCGGCCAACCUUUACGUCUACUCUGCCCUGAUGGAAACACAUGAUCGCCUCAUGGGCCUUGAUCUCCCUCAUGGCGGUCAUCUGUCGCACGGCUACCAGACCCCGACCAAGAAGAUCUCUUUCAUCUCCAAGUACUUCGAGACCCUGCCCUACAGACUCAACGAGGAGACCGGUCUGAUCGACUACGACAAGCUCGAGGAGACAGCACUCCUCUACCGUCCCAAGAUCAUUGUGGCUGGCGCAUCAGCCUACUCUCGUCUAAUCGACUAUGCUCGCAUGCGUGACAUCUGCGACAAGGUCAACGCCUACCUCAUGGCCGACAUGGCGCACAUCUCGGGUCUGGUCGCUGCGAAAGUCCUGCCCGGCCCUUUCACCCACGCCGACAUCGUCACCACCACCUCGCACAAGUCCCUGCGCGGUCCUCGCGGAGCCCUCAUCUUCUACCGCCGCGGUGUGCGUCGUGUUAACGCUAAGACCGGUGCUGAGGAGCUCUACAACCUCGAAGGCCCUAUCAACGCCUCCGUCUUCCCCGGUCACCAGGGCGGUCCCCACAACCACACCAUCGCCGCGCUCGCUGUGGCCCUCAAGCAGGCCCAGACGCCCGAGUUCAAGUCCUACCAGACCCAGGUCCUAGCUAAUGCGAAGGCUCUCGCCCGCCGGCUGGGUGAGCCCAAGGAGAAGGGUGGUUUGGGCUACAAAAUUGUAUCUGGCGGCACGGACAACCACCUGGUGUUAGUCGACCUCAAACCGCAGGGCAUCGACGGCGCUCGCGUCGAGCGUGUCCUGGAGCUCGUUGGCGUCGCGGCUAACAAGAACACUGUGCCCGGCGACAAAUCGGCCUUGACGCCUGGCGGACUACGCAUGGGAUCCCCUGCGAUGACAACACGUGGGUUCACGGAAGAGGACUUUGAGCGCGUGGCGGAUAUUGUUGAUCGAGCGGUGACAAUUGCGAUCCGCGUGGAUAAGGCGGCCAGGAAGGCUGCGGAAGAGAAGGGCGAGGGUAAGACGGCUGGCCGGUUGAAGACCUUCUUGGAAUAUCUGGGUAAUGGUGAGACGGAUAGGGAAAUUGUCCAGCUCAGGAGCGAGGUUGCUGAUUGGGUUGGAACGUACCCACUGCCGUGGGACGAGGGCAAGGCGUAG
Thermochaetoides thermophila DSM 1495 is the source of this 1599-nucleotide messenger RNA. RefSeq names its product serine hydroxymethyltransferase-like protein. Gene Ontology annotation, cellular component: cytoplasm. Gene Ontology annotation, biological process: folic acid metabolic process; tetrahydrofolate interconversion; L-serine catabolic process. The record is from RefSeq and is a predicted model, not a curated record. The coding region runs from base 1 to 1599 and encodes 532 amino acids. Gene Ontology annotation, molecular function: glycine hydroxymethyltransferase activity; cobalt ion binding; pyridoxal phosphate binding. NCBI's taxonomy places the organism in Eukaryota, Fungi, Ascomycota, Sordariomycetes, Sordariales, Chaetomiaceae. The transcript has 5 exons.